This is a messenger RNA of Antrostomus carolinensis (chuck-will's-widow), 1377 nucleotides long. RefSeq names its product excitatory amino acid transporter 5. Gene Ontology annotation, biological process: L-glutamate transmembrane transport. The record is from RefSeq and is a predicted model, not a curated record. Gene Ontology annotation, cellular component: plasma membrane. The transcript is spliced from 9 exons. Gene Ontology annotation, molecular function: L-glutamate transmembrane transporter activity; glutamate:sodium symporter activity; neutral L-amino acid transmembrane transporter activity. Lineage: Eukaryota; Metazoa; Chordata; Aves; Caprimulgiformes; Caprimulgidae. The coding region runs from base 1 to 1377 and encodes 458 amino acids.
AUGUCUGGCCUGGCCACCAUGGACUCCAAGGCCUGUGGGAAGAUGGGUGUGAUCACCAUCACCUACUACCUUUGGACAACCUUCAUGGCAGUGACUGUCGGGAUCAUCCUCGUGGUCAGCAUCCACCCUGGGGCAGCUGCCCAGAAGGACAACUACGCUGUGGGGAAAGUGGUGCUCAGCUCCGCUGAUGCGUUACUGGAUUUAAUCAGAAACAUGUUUCCGUCUAAUCUCAUUGAAGCUUCGUUCCAGCAGUAUCGAAGUGUUCUUGUCCCAGUGGUGAAAUCUCCUGGCUUUCCAAAGAUCAGAGGGAAAUCUCUCAGUUUUAUUUACUUUGCACCCGAUGAUGAAAACCCUGAAAUUCAUCGUCCUGUGUUCCUUGAGCUGACACCAUCACCUGAGAUGACCUACAGGACCCUGCCUGGGACCAGCAACGAGAUGAACGUCUUGGGAAUCGUCAUCUUCUCAGCAACAAUAGGACUUCUCCUGGGAAAAAUGGGUGAGCGAGGAACUCCGCUGGUUAACGUGUGCCAGUGUCUGAAUGAAGCAGUUAUGAAAAUUGUCUCCAUGGCAGUUUGGUACUUCCCAUUUGGCAUUGUAUUUCUCAUCGCUGGAAAGAUCCUGGAGAUGGAAGACCCAUCAGUUAUAGGCCAGAAGCUGGGACUGUAUGCCAUUACAGUAUUGUCAGGGCUCAUCAUCCACGGACUCAUUCUCUUACCUUUGCUUUUUGUGCUCAUCACCAAGAAAAACCCCUUUGCUUUCAUGCAAGGGAUACUGCAAGCCUUGCUGAUCGCCUUGGCUACAUCUUCCAGCUCAGCGACCUUGCCCAUCACCCUGAAGUGCCUCCUGGAAAACAACGGAAUAGACAGACGCGUGGCACGAUUUGUCCUCCCCGUUGGUGCCACCAUCAACAUGGAUGGCACAGCACUGUACGAAGCGGUCGCUGCUAUCUUUAUUGCCCAGGUCAAUGAAUAUGACUUGGAUUUGGGACAAAUUAUAACGAUAAGCAUAACAGCAACAGCAGCAAGCAUAGGGGCAGCCGGGAUCCCCCAGUCCGGACUCAUUACGAUGGUCAUUGUGUUAACUUCUGUUGGGCUGCCAACUGAUGACAUCACACUCAUCAUCGCAGUCGACUGGGCUCUGGAUCGAUUUCGAACUAUGACCAAUGUCCUAGGUGAUGCUCUGGCUGCUGGCAUCGUAGCACACAUCUGCGAGAAAGACUUUGCCCCAAAACCCUCCACGCAAGAUCCAGUACACAACACAGACAAGUUUCCUUCUGUAGAGACCUCAUUUCUGCAUUACAAAGACAACAUGAUCGAAAUGAUUGAAGAAACUUUGUUUGAUGAGACAGGAGUUCAUUACAACAUCUGUCAGGUGUAG